AAAUCGUUUAGUUGAUAGGGUUAACCCGAUAAGGGUAAAAUUACUUUUUCUCCCUCCCAUCGCCCAUCCCCUCCACGCCCUCCUUUCGUGAAAAAUUAAUCAACUUCUCUCCAACUCCUCUCUCUCUCUCUCUCUCUCUCUCUCCUCGAGGCAGCAGAGGAGAUGUUUAAGAACACAUUCCAGUCCGGUUUUCUUUCCAUCCUUUACAGCCUCGGGAGUAAGCCUUUGCAGAUAUGGGAUAAAGAAGUUGUCAAUGGCCAGAUCAAGCGACUGCAAGAUGAUGACAUACAAUCUAAUGUCCUUGAAUUAGUUGGCUCGAAUGUCCAAUCCACCUACAUUACCUGCCCUGCUGAUCCAACUGCAACGCUUGGUAUCAAGCUUCCCUUCUUGGUUAUGAUUGUUAAAAAUAUGAAGAAGUACUUCACCUUUGAGAUUCAUGUGCUCGACGAUAAAAAUGUCCGCCGAAGAUUCCGAGCUUCUAAUUUUCAAGCUGUAACAAGAGUUAAACCCUUUAUUUGCACCAUGCCCUUGAAAUUGGAUGAGGGCUGGAACCAAAUCCAGCUGAACCUCACUGACCUUACCCGGCGUGCAUAUGGAACUAACUAUGUUGAGACUCUGAGAGUUCAGGUUCAUGCCAAUUGCCGCCUGAGAAGGAUAUAUUUCUCUGAUCGCCUCUACUCAGAGGAGGAACUCCCACCAGAAUUCAAACUAUAUCUCCCAAUGCAGCAGAAAGCCUGAGAGCUAUGGAGAAAAACUCUACCUUAUCGAUGGCUGGUGUAGAAUAAGUUUAUCAUUCAUGUCUAGAGAGCUGUUUAUUUGUUGUAAUACAUGCAUCUCAUGACAAGUAAGAAAUAGCCGAUUUCAAAGCUUGUUUUAGUCUGUGUGCUUGGAUGCUAAGUCACAUACAUGUAGUCUGCUUUGUAGUUAGCAGCUUGUUUUGCUGCAUAUGUGAGAAGACAGCUCCGUUGAGUUUCCUGUUCUAAGCUUACGUGUUUGCAAUA
Messenger RNA from Salvia hispanica, 1001 nucleotides. RefSeq names its product cilia/flagella-associated protein (gene BUG22). Lineage: Eukaryota; Viridiplantae; Streptophyta; Magnoliopsida; Lamiales; Lamiaceae. The record is from RefSeq and is a predicted model, not a curated record.